GCCCCUGUUCCCUCCCUCGCGCCUCCGCCUCCGGGCGACGCCACCGUCCGGCCACCACAAGCUCCACCGGAAAAACUCCUUUGUUUUCCCAACCCCUUUUCGGUUUUCCACGCGUCCUCUCUUUUCGCGCCUCGCCCGGCCUCCUCCCUUUCGAGCCAGUUUAAAAGCCAACCACCCACGCACCAGACCACACCACACCACCCACCCGGCUGCCACUGCCACCACCCUCCCCAGUCGCCGCACAGAGCACGGCCCGCACGCACGCUCCCCUCAGCUCACGCUCUCGCAGCUCUCAAAAUGCAGAUCCUCCGGCUCCUAGCGGCGCGGCGCGCGGCGUCCAACGUCACCUCCGCGGCGCCCGAGCGCCGGGACGGGGAGGUUGACGACGAGGGGCCAUUCUUCGACCUGGACUUCGCCUCAUGCUCCCUCCGCGACUCCUCCUUCAGCUCCAGCUCCGGCGCGCUCUCGGGCUCCGACUCCGACUCCGAUGAGGAGCUCGACUUCGUCAUCUCACUUCAAAGGAGCCGCUCCGCCUCCUCGCCGCUCAAGUUCUGCGCCUCGGAGCCGCCGUCCAAGGCCAAGGCCGCCGGCCGCAAGCGCGGCCUCGGCAGCCUGCGCACGCUCAGCUUCGGUGCCAGGAAGGCCGCGCCGCUCUACGGCGUCGGCCGCCGCAGCUUCGCCCGCAGCAGCUCCGCCAGCGCGCGGUCGCUCCGGCUCUUCAUGGCGACGCCCCACCCCGAGGAGGACGAGCACGAGCGCGCGUCCGAGCCCGCCGGGAGCAGGCGCGUGCCGUCCCGGGACUUGAUCAGGAGGUGCCUGGCCAGGAUCUCGCGGCGGCUCCGCACAGCCGCGAGCCCGCGCGCCGCGGCCGCCGAGUUGAGGGGCCUCCGUCGCUUGCGCAAGUGCCGGUCGGCGUCCUCCGCUGUGGCCAGCUCCGCGCCGCGCCGCGACGACGACUCGGCGGUCGAGAAGCAGGACGGCAUCGCCGGCGCCAUCGCGCACUGCAAGGAGUCCAUCCACCGGGCUUCCAUGUCCGACUGCGACUCGCCGCUGCUACGGUCUCGGAGCGACCCGGGGAAAUGCGACGCCGCGUAGCUCGUCCACCUCGCCGAGCGUGGAAGCUUCUCUCCGAACUUCAUUCGGUGAAGAAGAAACAGAGUAGAAGCAGAGCGUAAAAGUGGCAAGAAGAAAAUCUUUGUGUGUUGUUUAUGUGUGUCGUGUGUGCUUCAUGUCCUUCCUAGAGUUUUUAGUUUAUUAUAAGGAUUUUGGUUAGGUGUAAGCGUGGGAAAAGAGCUCUUUUUAGGCUCCUUUAACCCCCAAUCACAGCCCAUCUCAUGGUCUCAUUCAUGCAUGUAGAUGAACGUGGAUUGUAGCUGUUGCGUCCUUUGCUGUCUCUUUUCCUCCUCAUUUCCCCUCAACUUUGUGUGCUCGCUUUGUAGAAGUGCUCGUGUGUACAUGUGAAAUGUAAGUUGUAACA
Messenger RNA from Triticum urartu, 1477 nucleotides. RefSeq lists its product as uncharacterized. The record is from RefSeq and is a predicted model, not a curated record. NCBI's taxonomy places the organism in Eukaryota, Viridiplantae, Streptophyta, Magnoliopsida, Poales, Poaceae. Gene Ontology annotation, cellular component: plasma membrane.